This is a messenger RNA of Arabis nemorensis, 372 nucleotides long. The record is from the annotation of a GenBank genome assembly. Lineage: Eukaryota; Viridiplantae; Streptophyta; Magnoliopsida; Brassicales; Brassicaceae.
AUGAUGCGGUACAAAGAGGAGAAAGAAGCCAAGAAAGAAGCUUUCAGGAAGUAUUUGGAGUCAAGUGGAGUUCUUGAUUCUCUCACCAAAAUACUGGUUGCUUUGUAUGAGCAGAAUGACAAGCCUUCCUCUGCUUUAGAAUUCAUUCAGCAGAAGCUAGGUGGUCCUUCAGUCUCUGAGUAUGAAAAGCUUCAAGCUGAGAAGUCUGAUCUUCAAAUAAAGUACAAUGAGCUUUUGGCUAAACAUGAGGAAACCUUGAGAGAGUUAGAUGGAAUGAAGAGCUUGCAUUCACGAAACGCUUCAAAAGAUGACGAACACACUGAGGCCAUUGAAGACGAACACACGAUACUUGUGACUCCUCAUCACCACUAA